CGCUCUAGCGCGCGGUCUGUCAAGUCACGGCGCAACUUUACUCAAUCACGGGAUUUUACAUCACUUUUCUGGAGUACAAAAACUUACUUUUCCUGAGUGAAACGUUGCUGGACCGGCCUCUGAUGAGAUGGAGGUUUAGGAGGGGUGAUUGUCGAAGUAAAGAGUAAGAUUCGGGUCAUAUUUAGUGUUUGAUGGCUGCUGGGGAUGGAGCCCAGCUGCCGGCGACCGUAGCGGCCAGCAGGAGCGUGGAGAAGGCGCUGGAAGAGGCUGCGUCCAGCGGAGCGCUCAUCCUCUCCAACCGCAAACUCAAAGAGUUCCCCCGCACCGCCAGGAACUAUGACCUGUCCGACAUAACGCACGCAGACCUGUCAAAGAACCGGCUGUGUGAGGUGCCAGAGGAGGUGUGUCAGUUUGUCUCUCUGGAGACUCUCAGCCUGUACCACAACUGUGUGCGAUCCCUCACGCUCAGCCUGUGCCAGCUGCAAGCCCUCACCUACCUCAACCUCAGUCGUAACCAGCUGUCCAGUUUACCGCCAUCAGUAUGUCAGCUCCCUCUCCUGCGGGUGCUCAUCGUCAGCAACAACAAGUUAUCAGCGCUACCGGCCUCUAUACACACACUCACACACCUGCGACAACUGGAUGUGAGCUGUAAUGAGCUGCCGUCACUUCCUGUUGAGCUUGGCCAGUUAGAAGGUUUAAGGGACUUAAAUCUGAGAAGAAACCAGCUCACAACUUUACCAGAAGAGUUGUCAGAGUUGCCCCUCGUCCGUUUGGAUGUGUCAUGCAACCGCAUAUCCCACGUGCCUGUGUGCUACCGCCAUCUGCGGCACCUCCAAAGCAUCAUCCUGGACAAUAACCCCCUGCAGAUGCCCCCCGCCCAGAUCUGCUCCAAAGGGAAGUUCCACAUCUUUAAAUACCUGAACAUGGAGGCCUGCAAAAGAUCUCAGGACCAGUAUGAGAAAGCUCUGCGGCCCACCGGCUUCAGCAGCUGCCUGGACCAGGAUCUGUUCCCUGGUCAGUAUGGUGGCCUGGACUCUGGCUUUAACAGUGUAGACAGCGGCAGCAAGAGAUGGUCAGGAAAUGAGUCUGCUGAUGAUUUCUCUGAACGCUCCCUGCGAUUGACAGACGUUUCCCGUGAACAUACACAUUUUCAGGAGGAAGAGGAAAGAGAGACAUUGCUAGAUACACCAAAAGUGAAUGGAGAAGUGGAGCAAGUGGACUUCAUAGACAACAGUGUAAUGGAGGAAGAGGAAGAGAGGUGUCGUCCUGCGCUUACUGAGCCCCCUCAGGAAAAGAGUGAAAGUUUGGUCAGCACACCAUCCCAGAGCCCCGAAUCUACAGGCAGCAGGAUAUUUGUGAUCGGAGAUGGUUCAGACUGCGGCUCGCCAUCUAGUCCUACUUUAGAGGAGAAAAGGAGACCUGGAAACCUGCUUAUCUGGCAGGAGAGAGAGCGAGCCCAGCAGCAGAGAGACAGAGUCAGCACUUUGCAGAAGAUGACUGUAAAAACAGGAAGUAGCUCCGCGGCGGUGACGACGACGACAAAGCACGGAGGAACAGGAAAUGUUUCGGGUGGUGAUUCAGAUACCAGUUCUCCACCCAAUGGCCUGAAACAGAGAUGUGCAAGUGCGGAUCAGGUUUCUCCAUCCUCUCAUACGGUGUCUUUGCAGCGCUCCAUCAGUCGCACAGAUGCGUCCGCUGUGAAGCCGUGCUCUCCGACAGGUUCUGCUCCCAAACCCAACAGCUUCUUAUUCCGCACAUCUUCACGCUGCAAUGUCAAAACUGGAUCAGGGAACAGUUUGGCAGAGUCUGGCCGCAGUGAAUCGCGCUCCACACUCAGAUCCCCUCGAGAAGAGAGAACCGACAUCCUGCAACUGCGAAAAACUUUGGAAUCUCGUCUGAAGAUCAGUCUUCCUGAGGAUCUUGGAGAGGCAUUGUCCAAUGGCACAGUUCUCUGCCAGCUGGCCAAUCACGUGCGACCUCGUUCUGUGUCAAUCAUCCACAUCCCCUCACCGGCAGUGCCAAAGCUGAGUGCUGCCAAGUGCCGCCUCAAUGUGGAAAACUUCAUUGCUGCAUGUCGCAGACUGGGAGUCCCUGAGGACACACUGUGUCCUGCGCAGCUGAUUCUGGAGGAAGAGGGGCUCACACGUGUGUCUCAGACGGUUCAGGCGCUGUUGGAGGUGCCGUCAGGAUCCCGGCGCUCAUCCCGUCAGGAGUCACUCCAAAGCAUGACUCAAAAUCAAGAAGCCAGCUCAUAGUAUUAUCAAGUGAUUAUUUACAUCACACAUUAUUGUUCAAAAAUAUCAUAUUACAUCAAAUGAUCUCAGUCUUAAAGUAAUAGUUUACCUGAAAAUGAUCAUCAUUUACUUAUUACAAACCUGAUUCACUUUAUUUUGUUCUGCUAAGCAGUGAAGACAAAAAAAACAUUUAUUCAUUGCAGAGUAUGGAAGAAUAAAACGGAGUACAGUACUACAUUAUAUGAUCCAGAAACCAUGACAUGUUUUUGUUCAUUAGCUUAUUUAAAAUAAGUUAACCAUGUUUUAACUUCAUUUUUACAUUUACAGCUCCUUAAAAAAUGCUGGGUUCCACACAAUCCCUUCUUGUUGUCCCAACACAAACUUAAUCCUUUUUACAAAUGUAAGUGGAUUGCACAUAUUCCAAAAACCUUAAUAAUUGAUAAAUAAAGUAAAUAAACAACACAAUGGGACAACUUAAGUGUUUUAUGUUCAAUCCACUUAAAUUAGUUAAGUUAACUUAAAGGUGCAGUAUGUAAGUUUGACACCCAGUGGUUUAACUAGGUCUUGCAUUCCUGGAUCAAAACACACAGAUUGCAGGCGCAGGUUGCCAGACUAUCGAGACUAAAAACUGAUUUAAGGCUGAUUUAAGUUGUGUUCUAAAUAUUAGCAACGGUAAACGAUAUAGAGAAUAUUUUAAUGUUCAAAGGAGUUUUUGUCCUAACCAAUGCCUGGAAAAUAUAUUUUGCAAAACAGCUAUUUUUUGCAGCUGAACUGAAAACUUGUUGACAAUAAUCAGCUCCGAUACACCUCAUGUGCUUUAUUCAGUGUUUAAGGCUAAUAAUGUGAGUUUGAAGGCCAUUUUACAUGACAUUUAUUGCCAUACUAUUGAAAGCAGUUCACCUCAGAUCUGGACCAUCUAAAAUUGAAACCAUCUGAAAUUGAACAUUAGAACUGUGACUCAGUGCAAACCAACACAUAUUAGUGAUUCAGCAUCUACAUUUAAUAAUGUUAAAGAGCUUUAAUAUGUAUUGAUGAGAUUAUAAACCUUACCAUUUCGCUAGAGUGCAGUGAGUGCACAAUUCUGUGCUUCUGAAUGGCUGUAUUUACAUUUCUGUCGUGUUUCAUCUGGUGCAAACAGCCACAUUGAUUAUCACUCCAAAUCUUGUCACGAAGCAGGUUGUUAGGACAAGUGGUUACAAUGUAACCUGCUCACCUAAUGUUUACGGUCGUAAUAUUUAUAUUAUUUGGCAAGUAAUAACCUUAUGUGGAACUCUGAAUCUGUGUCUCAUUUCGCAGUCUGCUACUGUCCACCGGAGGUCGCAUUUUAGUCAUGGACACAUGCUUUGAGAGCCUAUCUGACUGAAUGCAUGAAAUACGCUGUUUUCCUCCAAGGCAACCCGGGGUGCUGAAAUAUAGUUGGCUAAACGGGCAUUGGGUGGGUUAAAGAGACCAAAAUAAAGACAGCUGUUCUGGCACGUAACGCACAUUUUCAAAGCAGAAUAUCUGACUUCAACAUUGUUUUUCAGAAUAAACAAGAAUUGUCACUUAGCAUGUUUCUGAAAUAUCUGCAAACAUAUUAUUGUAUUUUUGUGCGUUAGAAGAGUCAAGAACUUACAUACAGCAUCUUCAAUAAAUUAAUAACCUUGCAAAACCUAGUUAAACCACUGGGUGUCAAACUUAUAUACUCUAACUUUAAGUUAACUUAAAUAAUUAAAGUGGAUUGAACAUAAAACACUUAAGUUGUCCCAUUGUGUUGUUUAUUUAUCAAUUAUUAAGGUUUUUGGAAUAUGUGCAAUCCACUUACAUUUGUAAAAAGGAUUAAGUUUGUGUUGGGACAACAUGAAGGAAUUGUGUGGAACCCAGCAUUUUUUACAGUGUAUUGUCAACACAGCACAACUGGGAUUACAAAAUAUCAAAACAAUGCCAUAUUGUAUGGCUUUUGUUUGUAAUUUUCAGAUAAACGACACCAAAAAGUAAAGCAACGCAUGUCUUUACUGUUUACCUAAAGCGAUAGAGAAAAGAAUGAGAAAUGACUUACUGCAAGAGCGCACUGGUGGAGACAGAUAAGUGUACAUUUAAACCAUCAGUGUUUCAAUAGACUGUAUAAAAAUAGGUUUCUACACAAAGGACUACAUAUUAACGAUCUAAGUGAAUGGUCUAAACCACGCAAGCACUUAGCAAAAGUGGUGUCAGACACAACCUAUCUUAAAGAUGGAAGAAAAUGGUCUGUAUACCUGGCGCAUGGUCUAAAAGUGUUGUCCUUAUUCUCCCUAUGAGUUAUGGCUGUGUUUUCAGCAUAACCGGCAUUAAACCAAUCUGAAUAUUAUCCCGCAUUCCCUUAAAGAGCGAAUUGCAGUGGCGUCAUUGUGCAUUUGCUAUUUACCUGGCAGAUUUUGAAAGCAGAAAAUCAGAAUGCUUUUAACUAACUACCCAAGGUAUAGUUUUUUUUAUAUGUAGACAAUAAUAACCUUUUAUAUUUUAAUACUUUUCUUUCAUUCAUUCAUUUUCCUUUCAGCUUAUUCCCUUUAUUAAUCUGGGUAAAUUUACCUUUAUAAAUCGUAAACUUAUCCAGCAUAUGAUUUAUGCAGCGAAUGUCUUUCCAGCUGCAACCCAUCACUGGGAAACAUCCACACACACUCAUUCACACACAUAAACUACGGUCAAUUUAGCCUACCCAAAUCACAUAUACCAUGUCUUUGGACUUGUGGGGGAAACCUGGAGCAAACCCACGCCAACACAGAAAAACAUGCAAACUCAGAAACCCCAAUUAACGCAGCUGAGGCUCGAACCAGCGACCUUCUUGCGGUGAGGCGAUUGUUCUACCCACUGCACCACCAUGCAGCCUAUUUUAAUACUUUAAUUUUUGAUAUUUAAAGAUGUUUGAGUGUCCCUGUGUGUGUAAUAAGCAACACGUAGGCAUGUUGUGGAGGUACCUACACUGGAGAAAAAAAAAAGAUUUCUGCAAAAUUUUUGCAAACAAUUUAUUUGGGUUGAAUUUAAACACAAAUUAAAUGUAGUAAUGUUCAACUUAAUUUGUUUGUUUAAAUUCAACCCAAAUAAAUUGUUUACAACCACUUAAUGUAAAAAAAAAAUAAAUAAAAUUAGUAAAUCCAAGUAAUCAUAUUUCAACCAUUUUCUUAAGUGAACAGGUGCAUAUCACUUCACACUCUCUUUAAAUAACAACGAAAACCUGUGGUAUUGACCUUAGACCAGCUUUUAGUUGUUCAGUGGCAUGAUCUAUUUCAGCUGCCUCAAAACAACAAUGUGCCAACAAAUGUGCCUUAAGCCCUUAAUGCACCUCCUUCUCAGAACAGAAUGCCCAUGGGCGCACAAAUGGGUGCAAAUGCUUUUGCUAUUUGAACAGAAUAGGCACAGAACGAGAAACUUACACCUGUGGCUGGAUGAAAAUAUAUAUAAAAAUGUCUGUAUUGCGCUAGGUGUAUGAAAGGGUGCAAGGACUCUAAAUGCUCUCUGAUAUUGAAUGCAAUUCACACUGAGAAUUGACAGGAGUUGAACAUUCAGUUUCUUGUCAGUCACUGAAACAGAACGUUCAAGCUUAUUCGUGGAGAGAUUAUUCGUGGUGACUGGUUAGUUUCACUUUGGUCAAUAAGUGUCCAGUUUUCAAUACAUGAUUGAUGCAGCCAUGAAGACAGAUGUUGACAAGUGUCAGCAUGUUUAUUGUCUAGCACAGGGGUGCCCAGGCUUGGUAUCCUGCAUAGUUUAGCUCCAACUUCUUUCAUCACACUUGCCUGGAAGUUUCUAGUAUACCUAGAAAUAGAUUGAUUAGCUGGCUCAAGUGUGUCUAAUCGGGGUUGGAACUAAACCAUUGCUGCAACUCAAUUCGUCUACGUAUACUACGUUCUAAAAGUACGUACCUUUUGUGAAUUAAAAAUAUAUACAUUUGAGUGUGUAACAGAAGAGUAUGCAAGCUUUGCAACAUACUACUUCCUCGUUAACAGAUCGUUAUGUUGCUUAGUUAUGAGCCCUGUCAAUUCUUCACAUUUCUGUCAUAUUUAAUUUCCUACCUUAUUGGAGAUUCAGCUGUGUUUUAAUCUGCCAUUUAUGAGUCUUUCAUGCAGAGAAAUCUCCUCAGCUCUUUGGAUACCUCUGCAUUCAAAUGUUAAUGACCAAACACCUCUUUAUAUAAGUUCAGUAUUCUUGUUGCAGAUGAAAUAUAACACAGAAAAUGCGAUAGAAGCAUGUUCCAGUGGGCUAGAUGUUAAUUAACAGUCAUACAAACAUCUUUACCAAAGCCUCUCUACUUGAUGCUUGGUCUCGAGCGUGUGCCAUGUUUGUAGUUUAUUUAUACUUUUCACCCGUGUUUGUAGUUCUAAUCAAAUUUAUGUCCAACGCGCAAUGUAUUGUGGGCAAUAUCAGCGGUUAGAGUAUGGAUACUUCUAAACAUCGACUGUUUCUCAAUAUUUGUUCUUCAGCGAUCGUGCAUCCUCGUGUUCUCAUGUAAGGUCAUAAUCAACUGCCAAAGUUCAGUUACAAAACUCAAGACCGCAAGAACGGAGGACGCAUAAAAGUUCCCGGAUGUGUUCUUGAUAUCAAGGAUGCACCUUGCAGACUUGAGCACUAAACUUGCUUUCGAAGUCCAAGAAAGUCAUUAAAAUCUGUAUAUAAAAUCUGCACAGUAUAUUUGCAAGGUUUUUGUGCAUGUUAUGUAUAUUGAAAAGGGGAAAAAAAACAGUAAAUUAUUGUAUGAAUGCUGUAAUGUUUAAAUCAUUUUCUGUUAAAAAUGCUUGAAGGUCAUGUGACCAUCAGGAAGAAUGCAGCAUCUCAUUUCUCACAGGACACGUUCUCUGUUUUCAUGGUCUCCUAAGUUCAUUCUUCCGAGGUGACCUGGCAAGAUUGGUCUUCACAAGAACACAAGUGUGUUCCCUGCAUUCUUGGAAUUGAGAAACAGCCUUCGAGCUAUCCCGGAAAUAGUAAACCAUCCUGGAAACUUCGGCAUAAACAUACUAUGAUUUGGGACAUAAUCAAAUGAAAAAAUGACUGAAAAUUUAAACCGAGGGUCACAAUGUGGCAUCGUAUCAGUAUUUUACUUUCAGAGUUGUUAAAACAGUAGCAGUCAGUAGCCCACCCAGUGGAUCUAUUUGUAGUCACGCACUGCUCACCUAUAAUAAUGGCAACCCCAUAGUUCACAAUAAAUGUUGUAUCUAUUUUGUUUUUUAAUUGCGUAAAUCUUUGAUUGGGUUUCAACUUCUCAACAAUCAUAACAUAAUGUUAAAACAGCUAUCGUAACAUUAUUUAUCAAUAUGUGGCUCUUUUUGGAUUUCAGAAGCUAUAGAAAUUAAAAAUAUAAAUCAGGAAAUACAUUAGGACCAUUGCUUUUGUUUACAUCCCUCAAAAUGGUCUAUAUGUAGUUCAACAAGUCUUGAUAUAUUUAAGGUGAUGUUUAAAUAACUUGUAUGUAACUUGUAAACUUUUUUAUACAAAUGUAGACCAUAAACAGCCUUUAACAUUAUAACAUUACUACAAAUUUGAUGGUAGUGAAGACCGGCAUUCCUUUGACUAAAAAUGAAAACCAAGAGGGUCACAAUGUGGCAUCGUAUCAGUAUUUUACUUUCAGAGUUGUUAAAACAGCAGCAGGCAGUGGCUCACCCUGUGGAUAUAUUUGACGUCACACACUGCCCACCUACAAUAAUGACAACCCCCAUAGUUUACAAUAAAUUUCAUUAAGAGACAUCAUUUAUGUUAUAGACCAUUUCAAUGUGGUGAGGUUAUUGGCCCAUGAACAUUUCCUGCUUGUUAUCAAACCAUUUCAUAACUGUAACUAGAGGCAAUUCAAUCAUAGCUUCAUGUUAAAACAGAUAUCAUAACAUUAUUUAUCAAUAUGUGGACACUUUUGGAUUCUUUGGAUAACCUAAACAAGUCUCGAUACAUUAAAGGUAAUGUUAAAAUGACUUGAUUCAACUUUUUCAUACAAAUGGGGACCAGAAACAGCUUUUUCUCUCUUUAAAAUAUAUACUUUUUGCAGUCAACAAUUCAUACAGGUUUGGAAAUACUUGAAAUGGUGAAUAAAUAGAAUGAUCAUUUUCAGGUGAACUGUCCCUUUAAAUGUGUUUUGCCUGUUACAAUGCAUGUACAGAAGACUUUUUGUAAAUUUACAGGACAAAUCCAUUGUGGCUAUUGAAGCAGACAAAAUAAAUCGCAAUAAAGCAAAUUUAACCGAGAA
Messenger RNA from Danio aesculapii, 8415 nucleotides. It is a transcript of the gene lrch4, whose product is annotated as leucine-rich repeats and calponin homology (CH) domain containing 4. The record is from RefSeq and is a predicted model, not a curated record. Gene Ontology annotation, molecular function: protein binding. The transcript has 18 exons. The coding region runs from base 192 to 2255 and encodes 687 amino acids. NCBI's taxonomy places the organism in Eukaryota, Metazoa, Chordata, Actinopteri, Cypriniformes, Danionidae.